Messenger RNA from Gigantopelta aegis, 2233 nucleotides. RefSeq names its product E3 ubiquitin-protein ligase RNF135-like. Bases 64 to 897 code for a protein of 277 amino acids. The transcript has 4 exons. NCBI's taxonomy places the organism in Eukaryota, Metazoa, Mollusca, Gastropoda, Neomphalida, Peltospiridae. The record is from RefSeq and is a predicted model, not a curated record.
GAAUAAAUAACCAACUUCACAGAGCCGUGGUUUUAAUACCUGAUUAUAUCAUCGUCAUAAGAUAUGGCCUCCUCAUGUUACACUGACAACGACGAAGUCUCGUGCAGUCUCUGUAUAGAGGUUUUCAGCGACCCAAGGACAAUACCUUGUGGGCACACUUUCUGUCGCGCAUGCCUACAGAACCAUUUCAACUCCAACAGGAAUCCUCACAGCAUCUAUCGCUGCCCCGUAUGUAGAAAGCUCGUGUUCCCGGACACGACGAAACCAGUAUCAUCCUACGCCGACCAGUUCCCACGCAAUUCUGCACUCUUGCAUGCCAUAGACACCAUCAACAAGUUAAAGCAACAUAUGGCCUCUUCAUGUUACACUGACAACGAUGAAGUCUCGUGCAGUCUCUGUAUAGAGGUUUUCAGCGACCCAAGGACAAUACCUUGUGUGCACACUUUCUGUCGCGCAUGCCUACAGAACCUUUUCAACUCCAACAAGAAUCCUCACAGCAUCUAUCGCUGCCCCGUAUGUAGAAAGCUCGUGUUCCCGGACACGACGAAACCAGUAUCAUCCUACGCCGACCAGUUCCCACGCAAUUCUGCGCUCUUGCAUGCCAUAGACACCAUCAACAAGUUAAAGCAACCUGGUGCCCCAGCAACCACAACAAAAACAGAUCAUCUAAAGCAGAAUAUGAAGUCCAUCUGCCAGAAUCUGGAGUGGUUCAACCAAAUUCUUCAAAGUCAAACGAAGUCUGAGAUUCAGCGACUCAACAACAGUGUCAGAAUCAGUGCCGUUGAGAUUACAGACGAAAAGGAACCGGAGGGGCGACCAAAUCGUGACCGCUGUUCGCGUCGAACAGGCCAAGAUGAAGAAAGAGAUACAACAAUGCCAGCUCUCCACAAACAAUGAAAUUUCAAAACUGUUUACGCAACACAAGACUGUCAUAGACGAAGGGAAGAAAGUGAUGAUGUUGAGCGCGGAUCUGCUUCAGUCGGGAUCGGUUUUCGACAUCGAGAAGAACAUUUCGAAAUUCAUGAAAAUACAGAAGAUAACGUCUGACUUUGUCGACACAACUGGUUCUUUAGCGCCUGUUCCCGACUUGAAACUGACUCUGACAUCUUGUACUGCCUCCGUGAACAUUGGUGAAGUUUCACCUCCGGACACGAGCACGAAUCCUAGACAUAUCGGGCAUCCAACCUGACCGGAAGAGAGAUAAAAUGGUACAGACAGGCGUGUUUAACACGCGGGCAAACGAUGUCCUUAGCUCUGGCAUACAGUGCAUCCUGGUGCUCGAAAGGGAACGAUCGAACACGAUCGUCGUGGCCGAUUCUUUCAACAACUGUGUGAAAUGUUUUUGUGCAGAGACGUCUGCUCUCCAAAGCAAACACGAGGUGUUCGGUGCCCCGUGCGGCCUCGCUGAGUCACAUGACCAGCAGGUGGCGGUCGUCCUGCCAAUAGAACAGCAGAUACUGUUUCUGACUAUGCGGGGUGUUGUCAGCCUGGCCAAAAUGGUGAAGACCAAGAAAAAGUACCACUAUAUAGCCAUGCUGCCUGGCAACCGUAUGACAGUCACCGGGGGUCGUCUGUUGUCUGUCGCCCAUGAAAACUGGUGGGGUAAAUACGUUGACGUGUUGGAUGAAGGGGGUACAGUGAUUCAAUCCCUACUCUUUGACAUGUCCAUCGAGCCGUGGUGUCUCGCAAUGAAAGGGGACUCUCUAGUUGUCGUAUCCGACAGUAGUUCGUUGGUAUCUGUGACGUCAUCAGGGGAAGUCAUGUGGGUGACGCGUGAUCAAAAAAGGCUAUGUCAUCUACGUGGCGUAACGUGUGAUGUGAAGGAGUUCGUUUACGUUUGUGACGAUGUCAGGAGUUGUGUUGUUCAGUUGUCACGUGACGGUGAGAUCAUCCGGGACAUCCUCACGUGCCAGGAUGGACUGACGGAGCCUGUGUACGUCUGCUGUGAUCAGGACAAACUGUAUGUCGGCCAGAGCAAUGGAGAAGUUAAAAUAUUUACGUGGAGCAAAGAUUAAAGUUGCAGGAUGUUCGCUCCAUGGAUUCUGUAAAAUGCACAAUAUAAAUACAACUGCUGUUUUAAUAAUGAUACUUUCCCCGGACAGACAACUGGACUCGGUGAAGCUUGUUAGAUAGGGUUCUUUAUUCCGGAAAAUAUAUCAAAUAGUUUAAACAAACCAUAUAAGACAAAAUUGUAUUAUUAAAAUACAUUCACAAUAAACAGUUCUAAAACACA